Messenger RNA from Strongyloides ratti, 246 nucleotides. RefSeq lists its product as hypothetical. The transcript has a single exon. Bases 1 to 246 code for a protein of 81 amino acids. The record is from RefSeq and is a predicted model, not a curated record. Lineage: Eukaryota; Metazoa; Nematoda; Chromadorea; Rhabditida; Strongyloididae.
AUGAGUCGACGAUUCGAUGAUAAUUACAAUCGAUAUGACUUUUAUUCUAAUGAUUUAAGAUCAGACAGUGAUAAAUAUAAUAAUAGACCCUCCAGAUAUGAACGCUAUGGAGAUAAAAACAUGAUAUAUAAUUGUUCUAGAGAUGACCAAUCAAAACAUAGUGGUUUUAGAGAUUGUUCUAGAGAAGAUAAUUCAAGAUUUAACCAUUUACAUGAUAACCAUCAAUACAUUAAAUAUCUUUCAUGA